UCUAACCCAAACCCCCUCUCUGUCUCUCUCUCUCUGUCUCUUGUUCAUGCCCUUUCUCUCUCUUCAAACCCCUGCAUGAGCCCUCCUCCAUAGCCCCUUCCUCCUCCGUGAUGAUGGGCUCGCUGCACCGUCUCCGGCACAUGCAGUCCUCGGACCCGAUCAACCGGACCAUCUCGGUGCUCUGCCAACCCUUCUGCGAUCCUCUGCUCAACGACUCGGGAGGGUUCUGCAUCACACCGUGUCUGCCCCUUUGUCCCGAGGUUUGCCGCUAUCCCAUGAUCCCGCUCCCCCCUCCGCCGCCGCCGCCGGAGGAAUCCUCCUUCAACGAAUACGGGAAGAGAUACCACCACUUGUCGCCGAUCUUGAUCACCCUCUUCGCCGUCCUCGCCGCGCUUUUCGUCCUGGUCGUGGGCUACGCGCUGUACGUGAGGUAUUAUUUGAAUCGGUCCAGGCCGAGAAGCAGGGGACUGCAGGAGCCGGAGACGAACGUCAUCCAUGACGAGUUUCUCGAUCAUGAUCAAGGGCCGGUCAUCGACCACCCGAUCUGGUACAUCCGUACCGUCGGCCUCCAGCCGUCGGUCAUCAGCGCGAUCACGGUGUGUAAGUACAAGAAGGGGGAGGGGCUGAUCGAAGGGGCAGAGUGCUCUGUUUGCUUGAGUGAGUUUGAAGAAGAUGAGACUCUCAGGCUGUUGCCCAAGUGCAACCACGCUUUCCAUGUGCCGUGUAUUGAUACUUGGCUUCGAUCGCACACCAACUGCCCCAUGUGCCGUGCGCCUAUCGUCACUAACGUCGCGCAGGCUCUGCCGCCGGAGCAGCCGAAUGCGGAGAGUUCUGCCUCUGCGGGGGAGAUGGGAAUUGAGGAGAUCGAUGAUGGUUUGGGGAGAGAAGCGGAAAGAGUCGCGGAAUUGAGGGGAGAGACUGAGGAGGAUGGCGAAUCGGAUUUGGAGGAUGGAAGGAAGAGAAUCGAGGACUCGAGCAAUGAAUUGCAACCGAUGAGGAGAUCUGUUUCGAUGGACUCUCUGUCAGCGCUGAAGCUCAGUCUUGCGGUCGCGAAUGCUCUUCGAGGAGAAUCAGGAUCCCUGAGGAAGUCCGGUCCUGAAUUGGCCGAAGAAAAUCAGGGAAUCGCCGGUGCUAUCGUCCCCAAGAGGAAUGCUAGUCAAGAGAAGCUGCCGAUGAGAUUGAUAGGCAGUUCGAGUUCGUCGAUCGGCAAAUCACUAGCGAGUGGAUCCAGCUCGAUAACAAGGUCGCUUUCGUUGAGCGGGAGGUUCCUCUUCUCGAAGCACGGCCGAAGCAGGAGCUUGGUUCUUCCUCUAUGAAAGGCUGUUUAAUCUGGCCUCAGCAAGGGAAGAAAGGAAACAAGUUGGCCUUGUUCUUCUCUACGUUCUGCUCGGUGCGGAUGUCUGGAAAGCCAAUAGAAGACAGCGUCGGGAAGUUCGACGAGUUCGUAGAUGAGCCUGAUUCAAAGGAAUCCGACUCACCGAUAAACGGAAUGUAUCAUAUGGUUUUCGGUUUUUCUCCUUUUUCUGUGUUCCAUAAGAGCUGGAAUCAAAUGUAAGUAAAGCUUUUUGUCCUAAA
Messenger RNA from Syzygium oleosum, 1575 nucleotides. RefSeq names its product RING-H2 finger protein ATL52-like. NCBI's taxonomy places the organism in Eukaryota, Viridiplantae, Streptophyta, Magnoliopsida, Myrtales, Myrtaceae. Bases 111 to 1316 code for a protein of 401 amino acids. The record is from RefSeq and is a predicted model, not a curated record. Gene Ontology annotation, biological process: protein ubiquitination. The transcript has a single exon. Gene Ontology annotation, molecular function: transferase activity.